Messenger RNA from Maudiozyma barnettii, 618 nucleotides. RefSeq names its product pyridoxal 5'-phosphate synthase. Lineage: Eukaryota; Fungi; Ascomycota; Saccharomycetes; Saccharomycetales; Saccharomycetaceae. The transcript has a single exon. The record is from RefSeq and is a predicted model, not a curated record. Gene Ontology annotation, cellular component: cytoplasm; nucleus. Bases 1 to 618 code for a protein of 205 amino acids.
AUGUCCUGUACUGAAAAAUUCCCAAACCAUUUAAUAAACCUUAUUAAAACAUCUAAAUAUGUCCACCUGGCUACUGCUUCAACAGAUUGUGUCCCAUCUGUGUCAUUAAUGAACUAUACAUACAUCCCUGCAGAUAAGACUUUUAGGAGUUCACCUGAUCAAAAGGAUUGUUUUAUCAUUUUUGCAACGUUCAAUAACACUGAAAAAUAUAUCAAUAUUUUAAGUAAUCCAACGGUAUCCUUAUUGUUCCAUGACUGGGUUACAGCCAACAACCUUUCUGUUAAAAAGAAUAGUUUAUCUCGUUCUGGUACACCAAUGCAAGAAAAAGAAUCUACCCCUUCGGCUACUGCCUCGGCUCCACAACAUCCAAGUAAAUUAUUGAACCUUUUACAACAAUUAAAUCAAGCAGAACUAAAUGAAAUGAGUGCUACCAUUAGAGGUGAGGCUAUGCCAAUCGAUCCUGGUAGUGAGGAGUCACUCUACUAUAAAGAUAUUUUAUUGAAGACUAACCCAGAUGCAAAAGUGUUUAUUGAUAGUGAUAAAACCGUCAUUGUUAAGGUGAAGAUUGAAAGUGCAAAAGUUACAGACAAUGAAAAUAAUACAAAUAUAUAUAAGUGA